AUGGCCGAAAACGCGUCUACUUCGACUCCUGCUUCCCUGCCGGCGGCACCCCAGCCUGCUGCUGGUGCUCAGAACCAGCAGUAUGAUGCUGCCCAGGGUAAUGGCCAGACCAACCCGUCCCACAUGCCUCCCCCGCCGCGGCCUCCUGUGAUCAUCCCGCAGAAUACUAACCCCAUUCCGACUGCGAUAACCUCGCCCAUGUCCGGAAACAUGAUGUCUCCGACCAGCGCUGGUGGUUACGUUCGCCGCGCCGCUCCCGAACCCAACAAGAGAGCUCUCUACGUCGGUGGCCUCGACCCGCGGGUCACGGAGGAUAUUCUCAAGCAGAUUUUUGAGACCACUGGCCACGUGGUCAGCGUCAAAAUCAUUCCGGACAAGAAUCAGUUUAACAGCAAGGGGUACAACUACGGCUUUGUUGAGUUCGAUGACCCCGGUGCGGCUGAGCGGGCUAUGCAGACCCUGAAUGGGCGCCGCAUUCACCAGUCGGAAAUCCGGGUGAACUGGGCCUAUCAGUCCAACAACACUAACAAAGAGGACACCUCCAACCAUUUCCACAUCUUCGUCGGUGACCUGAGCAACGAGGUCAACGAUGAUGUCUUGCUUCAGGCCUUCUCCGCGUUUGGUUCGGUUUCGGAAGCCCGUGUGAUGUGGGAUAUGAAGACUGGACGUUCGCGUGGAUAUGGGUUCGUCGCCUUCCGCGAGCGCCAGGAUGCCGAUAAGGCGUUAAACGCAAUGGAUGGCGAGUGGCUGGGCUCUCGUGCCAUCCGCUGCAACUGGGCCAACCAGAAGGGCCAGCCCUCCAUCUCUCAACAACAAGCUAUGGCCGCCAUGGGCAUGACCCCGACCACCCCCUUCGGCCACCACCACUUCCCUACCCAGGGCAUCCAGAGCUACGAUAUGGUCGUCCAGCAAACGCCGCAGUGGCAAACUACCUGCUACGUUGGUAAUCUGACGCCUUACACGUCUCAGAAUGACCUCGUGCCGCUGUUCCAAAACUUUGGUUAUGUUCUCGAGACUCGUCUGCAGGCUGACCGAGGCUUCGCCUUCGUCAAGAUGGAUUCGCACGAAAAUGCCGCUAUGGCUAUCUGCCAGCUGAAUGCCUACAACGUCAACGGUCGCCCUCUCAAGUGCAGCUGGGGCAAGGACCGCCCCCCAACCGGCCAGUUCGACAACUUCUCUCCCCAGCAAGGCACCGCUGCCUUUCCUAACAGCCCCGGCUUCUUCCCUCAGUAUGGCGGUCCCGCGAACCCCAUGAGCCAAGGUCCUGCACCUGCUGGUCGAGGCUGGGAUCAGGGUGCGAACAACUUUGGCGGCCCCGCCAUGCCUGCUCAGGGAUUCCCCCAGGGUAAUGCUGCAGGCUACGGCCGUGGCCAGCCGAUGUCCCCGUCUGGUAACUGGGAUCAGUCCAACAACAACUUCAAUGGAGCCUACCAGGCGUAG
This is a messenger RNA of Penicillium argentinense, 1440 nucleotides long. RefSeq lists its product as uncharacterized. The record is from RefSeq and is a predicted model, not a curated record. Bases 1 to 1440 code for a protein of 479 amino acids. Lineage: Eukaryota; Fungi; Ascomycota; Eurotiomycetes; Eurotiales; Aspergillaceae. The transcript has 5 exons. Gene Ontology annotation, molecular function: RNA binding.